GUCCGCCAUCAUAUUUCAAAUGCAACGACGGCCCUUGUAUACCAAUGCGCUGGAAAUGUGAUUCUAAACGCGACUGUGUGGAUGGUUCCGAUGAGCUGCACGAUUGCGCGAAUGCAUCCAAGUGUAAUGAGGGUCAAUUUCAGUGCGAAAAGAGUCAGAAGUGUAUUCCCAAAAAUUGGUUUUGCGAUGGUGAAUUAGACUGUGGCAUUUCUGAUAAUUCGGAUGAAAAAAAUUGUCCCUCGGAUACUGUUAAAUGUUUAUCCUACCAAAGCGAGUGCAAAAAUGGUGUCUGUCUGGAUAUUUCGCGUUUCUGUGAUGGUGUCUGGGACUGUGAUAAUGAUGAGUUAAAUUGUGAAACUCAAGAUGCCAAAUGUGCCAAUUUAAAUUGUUCCUUCAACUGCAAACUAACGCCGCAAGGUCCAACUUGUUAUUGUCCACCUGGGCAAGAACCUGUCAACGGUACACAAUGUGUCGAUUAUGAUGAGUGCUCCGUUGAGGGAAUGUGCGACCAGUUCUGCCAUAAUACGCCAGGUUCAUACGAAUGCUCUUGUGCCACAGGUUAUCUAAAACAAAAGAAUCGUUGCUUCGCCAUAAAUGUGCCCAAAACGGAGAAUGCUUCACUGGUAUUCGUAACUCAGUCGGACGUGCGUCGUGUAAACACAACCGGCGAGUUGUUAGGACACUUUGAGUCACCCGAUGUAUCCGCCAUUGAAAUUUGGCAUCGUAAUCGCACUCUCUGCGCCAUGUACUCCAGUGCUUGGACGACUAUUUAUAUGAAAUGUCAUCGCAUCGAUGAUUUAAGCGUGAGCUGGACAAUGCCACUACCUGAAAUAAUUACUUGUACGCAUUCCAUCGAUAAAUUACGUUUGGACUGGAUAUCGGGAAAUUGGUAUUUCAUAAGUAAUGAGCCUGGUUUGAUGUUCAUGUGCACGAAUAACAUGCAAUAUUGCAGCGUUAUAUUGGAGGAGGUGAAUAGUCCCUCCUCCAUGGUAUUGGAUCCCACUAAAGGGUUCAUUUUCUUUACCGAGUGGAGUCCAAGCUUGUCACGUGCCAAUCUUGAUGGUAGCAACCGUACGGUGAUAGUAUCAACACAAAUUUUCUAUCCGAGCCGUGUGACAUUGGAUCUGCCCAAUGAACAUGUCUAUUGGAUUGAUAUUUAUAAGGAUUUUAUUGAGCGCACUGAUUACGGAGGACACAAGCGCUGGUCGCUAAAGAAAACUGCAGAUACACAUAUUCCUGUUAAGUCCCUACAUGCGAUUGAAGUUUUCGAGAAUACUGUGUACAUUGCCCCUUGGACUGAUAGUGUGAUAAUAACCAUGAACAAAUUUACCCUUAAGGCUGAACAAAUCGUUAAAAAUGUUAAACGCCCGUACGAUUUCAGAAUAUUCCACCGUCAGAAGCAACCAGAGGUUGCACAUCCUUGUCGUGAGAACAAUGGCAAUUGCAAUCAGAUUUGUGUGCCGUUUUGGACAAAAAAUUUUGCGACUGCGAAAUGCAUGUGUACGUCAGGAUAUAAAUUACGGAAUCGGACAGAUUGCGAGCUCGUUCGAUAUGACAAAUUUUUACUAUACUCCAAGCAACGUUUGGGCAGUAUCACAGGUGUACCAUUAACGAAUCAAGAUGUUCAGCAUGGAGAAUAUCGUGACGCAAUGGUGCCAAUAUAUAAUGUUACUUGGCCACUGGGUUUGGAUGUUGAUGUACGGAAGAAGAUGGUGUAUUUCAUCGAAAUGAAUUCGAACGCUUUACAUAUACAAAGUCAAUCUAUAGAUGGUUCGGAAAGACAACUUAUUGCUAAAGUAUCAGAAAGUGUGUCAAUUUUAGCUUACGAUUGGAUAUCACAAAAUAUUUAUUGGGGUGGAGUGGAAAGCAUUCAUGUUGCACCAUUGAGCAACAUGAGCAAGAUCGUAAGUCUACCAAUAGGCCAUGAACCCAUGUCGAUAGCAAUUGAUCCUAUCACAGGCAUGUUGUAUUGGUCACAAUGGUACUCUUUUUCCAAGAAAGCCACUAUAAACGGAGCUUGGAUGGAUGGCACACGCAAACAGUUAUUUGCAGAGUCAACAAAAGAAAUGCCAAUUAAAUGGCCUUUGAGUUUAAACAUUGAUCAUCGCAGUAAAAAAAUUUAUUGGUGUGAUGUUAAGGAGGGGACUAUUGAACGUAUGAAUUAUGAAGGCUUGGAACGAGUAGUUUUAUUUAGAGACGAACAGUAUCAUCCGUUAUCCAUUGCCUAUUAUAAUGGUUUUGUUUACUGGGUUGAUAACAAAAAUGGUACAAUACGUCGUUUUAAUGUACAUCACGCUACCAAAAGUAAUGUAAAAAAUUUUACUUCUGAGAUUCAUUCCAAUGAACGUGGGCGGACUUCGAAUUUGAAAAUAUUCGAUUUAAACACUCAGCCACUUGUUCAAAAUAACUCUUGUGCACAAACAAAAUGCCCAGGUGUUUGUCUGUUUACCCCAAAAGGACCAGUUUGUCGUUGUCCCGACAAAUAUGUAUUAAACGGCUCUAAAAAUCAAUGCGUUCCACAAGUUGAUACACCCCAAAAUUGCAGCUCUGCAUUUCAAUGCUCUAAAUCUAAACAAUGUGUUGAUCGUAAAGAUCUCUGCGAUGGUUUCGAUGAUUGCGAUGAUGGAAGUGAUGAAAGCAGUGACGUAGAUGGCCCUUGCAAUCCAAAAAUAUGUGACUUAAAUCUGCAUUUCGUGUGCAAUAGUCGUUGCUAUCAACGCGCACUUAUGUGCAGUUCCAUUACUUAUUGCUCUGAUGGUUCCGAUCAAACAAAUUGUGAAACCAAUACUUGCAAUUCGAAUGAGUUUACUUGUGCUAAAAGUGGCAAAUGUAUACAACUAUCUUGGGUAAAUGAUGGCGAGGUGGAUUGCGGUCCCGAUGAUUCUUCCGACGAAAUGUUUGAAGAGGAAAAAUGCCCAGAGUUUGAAUGCAAAAAUAAUAAGUGUCGUCCAUUCUCCGAUGUUUGUGAUGGUGUUGAUCAAUGCGGCGAUAAUUCCGAUGAACAUGGAUGUGAAUUUGAGUGCGGUAUUGGUGAAAACUAUUGCGUACCAGUAGGUUGUUAUAAUGAAGCUACUCACAGAUGUGAUGGAAUACAUGAUUGCCUGGACUUUAGUGAUGAGGCAAAUUGUAAUGAAACCAAGAGUGAUAAUCAUCCCAUUGAUUUAGGAGAAACACUAAUUUGUGGUCCAUUUGAAUUUGGUUGCACAGAUCCUUUUGAAUGUAUACCUGAUUUCUUACGUUGCGAUGGCAUAUCCCAUUGUUUCGAUAAAUCAGAUGAGUUUAAUUGUACUCAUAUAAAUCAAUCUAAAGUUGAUUUCAAUGACACAAUAAUUAGUUGUGAAGCUCCGGACCGUGCUUGUGCAGUUUCUGGUAAAUGUGUAUCUAUUGACCAAUUGUGUGAUGGUAAUAUUGAUUGCGAAGAUACUACCGAUGAAGGUUUUCGUUGUGCUGACAAACUUUGUGAACAAUCUCAUGAAUGUUCGCAUUCUUGUCAUAACGCACCGGAAGGUUAUGUUUGCUCUUGUCCUCUGCAUAUGUAUCUCCAACCCAAUGGAAAACGAUGUAGUAUGCAGCAUUCAUGUGAGCACUGGGAUACCUGUUCGCAAAUAUGCGAAAAUACAGGAAAAGGUUACAGUUGUAAGUGCCAUGAGGAAUUUGCACUUCAAUAUGAUCAUUUCAGUUGCAAAAGUACUGCUGCUGAUGAACCAUAUGUAAUAUUUACUAAUCGUCAAGAAAUACGUGGUGUGAAUUUGAAAACUUCUGUAGUAAGUAAUUUUUAUACGGCACUUCGCAACACAAUAGCGCUUGAUUUCUUCUACAACAAUGAAUCAGUGCAAAUUUUUUGGACUGAUGUGAUAGAUGAUAAAAUCUAUAGAGGGCAUUUAGUUGGAGAAAGUUUGCGUAGAGUAGAAGCUGUUGUACACUCUGGUUUAUCAACUACGGAGGGUUUAGCUGUUGAUUGGAUUGGGAUGAAUCUUUACUGGAUUGAUUCAAAUUUAGAUCAAAUUGAAGCAGCUAAAUUAAAUGGAAGUUAUCGUCGCACGCUUAUUGCUGGUGAAAUGGAGAGUCCACGUGCUAUUGCUCUUGAUCCACGUGAAGGUUUAUUGUUUUGGUCCGAUUGGGAUGAUAACUUUCCUCGUAUUGAACGUUGCUCUAUGGCUGGUGAAUUUCGACGUACUAUAGCUACAACCUCGCAUAUAUCCGGCGGUUGGCCAAAUGGCCUAACUUUGGAUUACACACAAAAACGUGUAUACUGGGUUGAUGCCAAAUCUGAUUCAGUUAACACUGUCAAAUAUGAUGGUUCAGAUUAUCAUUUAGUGCUUACUGAUAAAGAUAAAUUAUCGCAUCCAUUUGCUAUUUCGGUAUUCGAAAAUUAUGUGUAUUGGACUGACUGGCGUACGACGUCUGUAAUACGCGCUAAUAAAUGGAACGGUUCGGAUAUACAAGUCAUACAGCGAACACAAACUCAGCCAUUUGGGAUACAAAUCCUCCAUUCCAGUCGCCAGCCUCAAGCACCUAAUCCCUGUGGGGAUAACAACGGCGGUUGUUCACAUUUGUGCCUACUGAGCACAAAGAAAACGUUCAAAUGUGAGUGCCCACACGUAAUGCGUUUAGAUCCAUCAAAUAAUCGUACAUGUGUACCAAAUGAACAAGUUUUACUCUUUAUAAUGGGUGAUGAAAUUCGUGGCAUCGAUCUUAUGCAACCAAACCACCACACGAUACCAACAAUAAGACAGUCUCCGCAGGUAUUGGCUCCUCAGCGUAUUGAUUUUACUGUUGACGACAAUACAAUUUAUUGGUCUGAUAUACAACUGAAUGAAAUAAAAACAGCUGGGAUAUCCAACGGACUUAUCGAUACUAUAAUAAAUACAGAUAUUCAAAAACCUUAUGGAUUUGCUGUCGAUUGGAUUACCAAAUACAUGUAUUUCUCUAGUGGAAAAUCAAAAUGUCGCAUAUUGGCAAGCAAUUUGAAAGGAGAAUAUGUCACUGAAAUACAUAAAAAUUUAAAUAUGGUAGAGAGCAUAGCAUUGGAUCCAGUCAAUGGCAAAAUGUAUUGGGUACAUUCGGAUCGAGAAUCGAAAUACUUUCAAAUUGAACAAAGUAAUUUAGAUGGUUCCGGGCGUAACGUUAUACAUCAAAGAACAAAAAGUAUCCAAAGUUUAACAAUGGAUUUUGAUUCACACCGUUUGUACUUUGUUUACGGUCAUUCCGGUAUUGCUUAUUAUGAUAUUAUCAAAAAAACUGUGUUGGAAACAUUGGCUGCAAGUGAAGUAACGACUAUUAGUUCAGUGACUGUAUACAAUGGUUCUUUGUAUUUUGCUGAGAACAUACACAGUGUGAUUAUGGGUUGCGAGAAGGACACCUGCCAGGAUAUGAAAAUUCUCCGUAGUAAUACAAAAAGUAUACAAUCUUUAAAGAUGUUCUAUGCUGAAGCUCAAACAGGAACAAAUACAUGCGCUGGUCCACAACGUGGAGGUUGUGAACAACUGUGUUUAGCUACCUCAGCUGAGACCCAUGUUUGCCGUUGCGCCAUUGGAUACAGUAUUGAUGUUAUUGAUCCAACCAAAUGUAUUGGUAUACCUGAGUUUAUAUUUUAUUCAAAUCAUGAACUGAAAGGAAUAAAUCUACCCGAUCCUGACAAACCUGAUUUAGCAGAUUUCGAGGAGAUGACGGCUCUUGGUCCCAUUUCAUCUAUUUCAUUAGCUACUUUUAUUGAUUAUCAUGCAUCUGAAGAUUAUUUAUACUGGGGUGAUACUGAACAUGGUUCUAUUUCACGCAUCAGACGUGAUGGUACACAACGGAUGGAUAUAUUAGCACCUUUAGAGACAUCCGAUUUAAAGCAACAGGACUGGUUAGGUGGCAUAGCAGUAGAUUGGGUUGCUGGCAAUAUAUAUUGGAGUGAUAUGAAACGCAAUCUCAUAGAAGUUGCACGUUUAAAUGGAUCCUUUCGCCAUGUUGUUGUUUCAAAUGUAGAUAAGCCAACUGCCCUGGCUGUUGAUCCCGUUCAAGGAUUGCUAUUUUAUGCUGCGGAGUUCAUUAUUGGACGCACUGGCCUUGAUGGCAGUCAGUCGUUUAUAUUAGUAAAUCAGACAAACACCGUUAGCAAUCUGAUUUUGGACAUCGAUGCAACUAAAGUUUAUUGGUGUGAAAGCGAUACAAAUACCAUAAUGAAAGUUGAUUAUGACGGUAAUUUAAAAACCCCUAUGCUUAAUUAUAGUCUAGAAAAUCCAGUUGCUUUAGCGAAGUUAGACGACUACAUAUAUUGGGCUGAUAAUAGUCAUAACAAGGGUAGUAUAAAAGUAGCUCCUAUUCACAAUAUCUCCGACUACAAGGAAAUUUUAAGAUCAGAGGGUAAUGCGUUAAAAGAUCUGAAGGUGUUUUCGAAACGUGUUCAAAAGGGCACGAAUCUCUGCGCAGAGAACAACGGUGGUUGUCAUGAGCUUUGUCUAUACAACGGCACUAGUGCUGUCUGCGCUUGUUCGCACAGUCGGGUUGCUAGCGAUGGUGUGUCAUGCGAACCUUAUGAGAAUUUCUUAUUAUUUUCCUACCGCAGCACUAUAGAAAGUGUUCAUAUGACAGAUCACACAAACAAAAACGGACCUGUGCGUGCUAUCCAAAACACUACAUAUAUGCGUAAUGUUAUCGCGCUGACUUACGACUAUGAGAAAAAUCUAAUAUUUUACUCAGAUGUACAGAUGAGUACUAUAAACAAAGUAUAUUUUAAUGGAAGUAAUAAUCAAGUUCUUGUAAGUCAUCAAGGUCGUGUUGAAGGCUUAACUUUCGAUAUUGUAAAUGAAAUGCUGUUCUGGACUUCAAAUAAUGAUGCCUCUAUUCGAAAUUUAGACUUACAGUAUAUACAUGAAAAUCCUGAUAACAAUACGCAAUUAGUGAAUAAAAUUUUGGUACUUAAUUCUAAUGACAAACCACGCGGUAUUGCUGUGGAGCCUUGCAUGGGUAUGAUAUAUUGGACAAAUUGGAAUGAGGACACUCCUUCAAUACAACGUGCUUACGUUACAGGAUUUGGCGUGGAAUCUAUUAUACGCACAGACAUAAGGAUGCCAAAUGGUUUAACAAUGGAUUUUGAGGAACAGAAGCUGUAUUGGGUCGACGCACGUUUGGACAAAAUUGAACGAGCAAAUUAUGACGGUACUCAUCGUACAGUGUUAGCGCAUUCAACUCCUAAACAUGCAUUUUCAAUGGCUGUUUAUGGGGACUUACUUUUCUGGACCGAUUGGGUCUUACAUGCAGUGGUACGCGCUAAUAAGUACUCUGGUGCAGAUGUCGUGUUUUUGCGAGAGAAUAUAGGCAGACCCAUGGGGAUCAUUGCUGUACAGAACACUACCGUCAAUUGCGAUUCGAAUCAGUGUAAAAUAUUAAAUGGUGGCUGUGAAGAUGUUUGUAUAUUAAGCAAAAAUGGUACUGCUAGUUGCCAAUGUACGCGCGGUGUUCUUGCUCCCGAUGGCCACCGUUGCUUACAAACAAAGAAUACAAACUGUAGUAAAGAGCAAUUUAGUUGCAUUUCAGGAGAAUGUGUGCCUUUGGAGUUAACCUGUGAUAAUAUCACGCACUGUUUGGAUGGCUCAGAUGAAUCUCGUAGCUAUUGUAUUUUGCGUGAAUGUCCAUCAAAUUUCUUUAUGUGUGGCAAUCACCGCUGCAUACCACAAAAUCAAACUUGUGAUAAUAUUCAGCAAUGUGGUGAUGGUUCUGAUGAAACUGAGUUAUUAUGUAAAUGCGAACCCGAAAAAUUCCGAUGUACCAGUGGUGAAUGCAUUUCUAAAAAUUUUGUCUGUGAUAAUGUGCGAGAUUGUAAGGAUUUUAGUGACGAGAAACAUUGCGCUCCACGCGAAUGUCCUAACGGCGAUGCACUGUUUGAGCACUGUGCCAACUCUACAGCUUGUUACAUGCCUUCUUGGCGUUGUGAUGGCGACAAUGAUUGCCCUGAUGGUAGUGACGAACAAGAUUGCGACCAUAUAACAAAGGUAGCUUGUGGUCCUGGGCAAUUCCAGUGCUCUAACGGUCGUUGUAUAAAUGAAAAGUGGCGUUGCGAUGGUGAAAAUGAUUGUAAAGAUGGAGUUGGAACACUUAGUUCAGAUGAGCUUGGUUGUCGCUUGCAGUGCAAACCAAAUCAGUUUCGUUGUGAUAACAAUUGCAUUCCCAGCAGUUAUCAAUGCGAUGGUAAACCAGAUUGUGAAGAUGGUUCAGAUGAGGGAAGUCAGUGUCCAAAUCGUCAAUGCCGACCACACCUCUUUCAAUGCAAAUCAUCUGGAAGAUGUAUUCCACAAAGAUGGGUGUGUGAUGGUGAAGAAGAUUGUCCCGCACCUGGCAGAGAGGAUGAAGCAGAGCACUGUGCAGCUGCUUCUGUGCCACAUAUACCAAAUUGUUCACCACCUUCUUUUCUUUGUAGUAAUGGUAUUUGCUUGGAUCGCCGGUAUGUAUGCGAUGGCGAUCACGAUUGUCCAGAUGGAGAAGAUGAGUAUGAAAAUUGUGAACCAUUCCCACAUGCACAAAUUUGUGCGCCAGAUACUGAAUUUCAAUGUCACGAUCUUGAGUGCAUAGCUAAAAACCUGACUUGUAAUAGUAAACCAGACUGUGCUGAUGGUUCUGACGAGGAUCCACAACUGUGUAAUGUUUCUCUGUGUACAGGAAAUGACGAUUUUCGUUGUAAAAAUGGUGCUUGCGUAUCUGCAGAUUUACUUUGUGAUGGCAGAAAUGAUUGCGCAGAUUUCUCAGACGAAGAAUUAUGCAAUGUUAAUGAAUGUGCUAUUCCGGAUCUUUGUGAACAUGGUUGUGUCGAUAAAAUUAUAGGCUAUGAGUGCCAAUGUCGCCCAGGUUACAAGCACCAUAGCUCAAAUCAGCAUUUGUGUGAUGAUGUGGAUGAAUGCAAUGAACAGCAUCCAUGUUCUCAGAUUUGCGUUAAUACUUACGGUUCAUACAAAUGCCUCUGUACUAAAGGUUAUGAGCUUAAAGAUCAACAUACUUGCAAGGCUACCAGUAAUGAAACUGUAAAGUUUAUAUUUUCCAAUCGAUAUUAUAUUCGUCAAGUAGACAUGCGAGGUAAUGGUUCAAUACUUAUUCAUCAACUCUCCAACUCAGUUGCAUUGGAUUUUGAUUGGGACUCGAAAUGCCUUUUUUGGUCCGAUGUAAACUCGACGGUUAGUACAAUUCGACGAUUUUGCCCAAAUGAAAACAAAAUGUUAACUUUACAUCAAGCAAUGUUAAAAAAUCCCGACGGUUUAGCUGUUGAUUGGGUGGCAAAAAAUUUGUAUUGGUGCGACAAGGGCUUGGAUACUAUUGAAGUAUCGAAAUUGGAUGGAAAAUACCGACGUGUUUUGAUAAACGAAAACUUGCGUGAACCGCGUGGAGUGGCUUUAGAUCCAUUCAACCGAAACAUAUACUGGUCUGAUUGGGGCGAUUCACCCCACAUUGGCAAAGCUGGUAUGGAUGGGUCAAAUCCUCGUGUAAUUAUACGUGAAAAUCUUGGUUGGCCUAAUGCUUUAACAAUAUCAUUUGAAACGAAUGAAUUGUUUUUUGGCGAUGCUCGUGAGGAUAUUAUAGCAGUCUCAGAUUUAGAUGGCAAAAAUGUGCGCAUACUACUUGCUCGUAGCAUAAAUCCAAAUUUAAAUCUACAUCAUAUAUUCGCUAUAGCAGUGUGGGAAGAUAAAAUUUAUUGGUCUGAUUGGGAAACUAAAUCUAUAGAAUAUUGUAACAAAUAUAAUGGACAUGAUUGUUCAACAUUGAUUACUACUAUACAUCGACCAAUGGAUUUAAGAAUUUAUCACCCGUAUCGACAACAACAACCAACAACUCCAAAUCCUUGUCUCACAGCGGAAUGCUCAACAUUGUGUUUACUUUCACCUGAAGCACCAUAUUAUAAAUGCGCCUGUCCAAAUAAUUUUAUUUUAGGCAAAGACGGGAAGUCAUGUGUAGCCAACUGCACUGCAGCGCAUUUUCAAUGUGCAAACACCUACAAGUGCAUACCUUUUUACUGGAAGUGUGACACACAGGAUGAUUGCGGUGAUGGCAGCGAUGAGCCCGAAUCUUGCCCUGCUUUCAAUUGUGAGCCAGGACAAUAUCAAUGUGGUAAUAAAAACUGUAUAUAUCCAUCGUCAAUAUGUGACGGCUUAAAUCAAUGUGGCGACUACAGUGAUGAACAAAACUGUGAUAAGUUCACAUGCUUCGAAGGUCAUAUGAAAUGUGAGGCGACCUCGAAUUCAAGUGCAUAUUGUAUUGAUAACGUUAAACGCUGUGAUGGCGUACGCGAUUGUCCUAAUGGUGAAGAUGAGGCUGGUUGCACGCCACUAAUAUGUAAAAAAGGCGAAUUUCAAUGUGGCAAUAAUCGUUGCAUGCCUUUUGUUUGGGUAUGUGAUGGUGAUACUGAUUGUCCAGAUAAAUCAGACGAAAGCAAUUGCGACCAUGUUUCAUGCGCACCAAACGAUUUUCAGUGUAAUUCUGGGCGUUGUAUACCAAUGUCAUGGCGUUGUGAUGGAGAAGAUGAUUGUCCAAAUGGUGAAGAUGAGCCGUCUACAUGUCACUCAUCUAAAGAAAGCUGUGAUCCUACAUACUUUAAGUGCAAUAAUACUAAAUGCAUACCUGGGCGCUGGCGUUGUGAUUAUGAGAAUGAUUGUGGCGACGGUAGUGAUGAAUUAAACUGCCAAAUGCGCAACUGUUCGGAAAGCGAAUUUAGAUGUGGCACGGGAAAAUGCAUAAAGCAUGACUAUCGUUGUGAUGGCGAAAUCCAUUGUGAUGAUAGCAGUGAUGAAAUUAAUUGCAACAUCACAUGUAAAGCAAACCAAUUUAAGUGUGCGGCUUUCAAUACUUGCAUCAAUAAGCAAUAUAAGUGUGAUGGUGAUGAUGAUUGCCCUGAUGGCUCCGAUGAAGUGAAUUGCACUUGUCCAGGUGAUCACUUUACAUGCGCUAAUGGAAAAUGUAUUAUGCUUCGUUGGAAAUGCGAUGGUUGGGAUGAUUGCACUGACGGUAGUGACGAAAAUUUGGAAACAUGCGCACAUGUACAUUGUCAUGCAAAUGCUUUUAAAUGCACAAAUCUGAAGUGUAUACGUAAAUCUGCCUUAUGUGAUGGAGUUAACGAUUGUGGUAAUAAUGAAGAUGAAUCCGAUGAAGUUUGUGCAGCUUUGCCAAAAUGCCGACAUGACCAAUUUCAAUGCGAGAAUGAGGAUUGCAUUUCAAAAAUAUUCCGUUGUGACGGCCAAUAUAAUUGUAUUGAUGGUUCUGAUGAAAUGAAUUGUCAACCGCCAGUCUGUGGUUUCGGUACUUGUUCUCAAAUAUGCAUUGAAAAGAAAGCAGGCCAUUAUAACUGUAAAUGUACUGAUGGUUAUCACAAAGGUCCACUAAAGAAUGACACUUGCUUGUCCUCAGGUCCGGAUCAAGUUCUGUUGCUUGCAUCUGAACAGGAAUUCAGAUUCAUUUUACCAGCAAAACAGGAAGGGACUUCAGUUGUAGGCUUCUUUCAAACAGAUAGCUUAAAAAUUGAUGUUUUUGAUAUACUGAUACGUCCUAAGGAUACAUUGCUCUUCUGGAUUGAUUCGCAUCACGGCAAAGUACAUACUAUGAAAAUAGCUACACCACAAUCAGAUACAAAUACACGUGUACGUAGAGACCUCAAGGAGCUAACAGCGUUUAAUAUACCCGUUCUCAGUGAUCCAAAAUCUCUAGCAGUUGAUUGGAUUACACAAAUGGUUUAUAUAAUAGAUUCGCGUCACAACCAAAUUCUAGCCACUGACAUUGAUGGAAAGAAAUAUGUGUGGUUGGUGUCGACAGGAAUGAAUCCCACAGAUAUAGUACUCGAACCAGAGUCACGUAUUAUGAUUUGGUCUACUUUAGAAAAUGGAAUUUUAGUGGCUUCUUUAGACGGCAGCAAUAAAAAGAGUUUAGUAGAAAGCGACGUUGGCUGGCCAAUAAGUUUAUCUAUUGAUUAUCCAACUGGUAGACUUUAUUGGGCUGAUUAUCGAAAAGGUACCAUCGAAACAUGUCGUUUGAAUGGUAAAGAUCGAAAUGUAGUACGAAGGUUUGCAAAUAAAGAAAAACCACAAAAAAUCGAUGUGUUUGAGGAUUAUCUGUAUAUUAAACUGUACGACCAAAGUAUUAUUAAAAUGAAUAAGUUUGGAAACGAAAAUGGCACAUAUCUGCUUAAGGGCUACCGUUCAUCGGAUAUUGGAAUAUUACAUCCGCUUAAACAAAAUCGAAAUGUUACUAAUCCUUGCAACAAAGAACCUUGUAAAUCGAAACGCGCGCUUUGCAUUUUGUCAUCUGAAUCUGCAGUAGGGUAUUCUUGUAAGUGUCCAGAUGAUCUUGUUAUGUUUGGUGGUGAAUGCAAAGCGCACGCAGAAAUACCUGACUAUUGUCCACUUAAAUGUAAUUUGGGAACUUGCAAAUUAAUAAAUCAUGUGCCUAAAUGCAUAUGUCAGCCACAGUUCGAAGGCGAAUUUUGUGAGCAUUAUAGGUGUUCAGGCUAUUGUUUAAAUUAUGGGCUUUGCACAGUGGCUCCACAAAUGCCGGGUUCAUUAGAACAGCCAGCAUUAAAAUGCAGCUGCACUCAUGGUUGGUCAGGCGCACGUUGUGAAACAUCCGUGCCCGAAUGUCAAAGUCGUUGCCAUAAUGGUGGCUCCUGUUUGAUAACUGAGGAUGGCAUGAAGUGUACUUGCCCCGAAAUGUAUUUUGGCGAACAGUGCGAACAUUGCGUUAAUCUUACAUGUGCAAACGGUGGUAUAUGUCGUGAAACAUUAACUGGAACAACGCAGUGCGAGUGCCCAGAUGGAUUUACCGGUAAACGCUGCGAAGUUAAUGUCUGCAAUGAUUUUUGUAAGAAUCAAGGCACCUGCAGUAUUGGUACUAAAGGCGGUCCGCAAUGUCUAUGCCCAUCAGGCUUUUACGGCGAACGAUGUGAAUCAGACUCUUGCCGAAAUUAUUGUCACAACAAUGGUACUUGUGUCGAUCGUGGACAACGUUUAGUAUGUACUUGUUCGGAACGAUUUGUGGGCGAACGUUGCGAAACUGAUCUAUGCAAGACUUCUAGUCCACCCAAAUUUUGCGAUGAAUCAGAAAUACCAUCUCGCAAUCCAUGUACCGGUAUUAUAUGCCAAAAUAGUGGUACCUGUCAUGUAAUUAAAGGCGUAGCGAUGUGCAACUGCACAGACCAGUGGAAUGGCGAGUUUUGUGAGCGGCUAGUUACCGAAGAUAAUCCCUGUAUAGAUUACUGUGAUAAUGGCGGCGUUUGUCUAUUAGAUGCUUAUACCGUACCACACUGUACGUGUAUUGGCGAAUGGGAGGGCAGUACUUGCAAUAUACCACCAAGUUGCGUUGGUGAAUGUGGCGUUUGUCGCAUAGGAAGCUCAAUUAACGAGUGCAGUUGUUUGAAUGGGAGAAUUAUGCCAUGUGUGUCGGACAGUGCUGACGCUAUUAGUAGUGAGCAGACACGUACAUCAAACGUAGUAUCCAUACUAGCUAUUGUUAUGGCUGUAGCUAUAUUAGUGUUGGGAAUUUUUGGUGGUGCUUUAUACUUCUUGAAAAAACAUCGCAUAUCGCAACCAUUUUCCCAUGCCCGACUUACCGAUAAUGUGGAAAUUAUGCUUACCAACCCAAUGUAUCGCGGUGAUGUUGACGAGGCGCCUUCUUUCACACAUGAUGAGGAUAAGGGGAAUUUUGCGAAUCCUGUUUAUGAAUCUAUGUAUGCUGAUGCAAUAGUUGAGCAAACAGUGUCAGAGCCCUUAAGCACAGCGCCUGAUGAACGCAAAGGUCUGCUGCAGCACUCUCACGAUGACACCAUUACCCCAGAUAUUCUUUGAUGAUUAACAACAAAUGAGAUUUGUUAAACAUACUACAUAAAAACGCACACAACUAUACAUAAACACAAAGGCACACAAAGAUACAGAAUACCCCAUAUUUAUUGUUUAUAUAUACAUAUACCUUGUGAUCAAAAAAAAACUUUUUGGCCGAUCCAUUUGAGAUGCCCAACAACACUGCAAUUUCUCUAAUCGGUUCACAACGAUUUUCUAACACGAUCUGCUUCGCCGAUUCAAUGUUUUCUUCAGUAACAGAAGUUGUUGGACGGCAAGGGAUCUCAUCAUGGUCCAAGCUUGUACGACCCUCUUUGAAUCUUUUAAACCAUUCGUAUACUCGUGGUUGCGACACACACAAAUCACACUUGAAUUCUUUUGCAACACAAAAUUUGAUGCACGCACGUUGUUGAACGAUAUGCGUUCAACUUUGACAGAAUGUGUAUACUAGUGUUGCCAGCGUGAAAAUAAAAAAAAUUUACCGAUUGGAUAAGCGCGGGAAU
Teleopsis dalmanni is the source of this 14293-nucleotide messenger RNA. RefSeq names its product low-density lipoprotein receptor-related protein 1 (gene LRP1). The transcript is spliced from 34 exons. Gene Ontology annotation, molecular function: calcium ion binding; protein binding. Lineage: Eukaryota; Metazoa; Arthropoda; Insecta; Diptera; Diopsidae. Bases 45 to 13799 code for a protein of 4584 amino acids. The record is from RefSeq and is a predicted model, not a curated record.